CACCCGCACUGGCUUCUGGGUCAAUAGACUGCGGACACGUGAGGUCGAUCUCUUUUCUCGCAGCCAUCUUGGAUCGGCAGAACUUGAAAAAGUGGUCGGCAAUUUUUAGAUCAAAUCCGCCAACAUGGGUCGUAUGCAUGCCCCUGGGAAGGGUAUAUCCGGAUCUGCUUUGCCUUACCGUAGAAGUGUCCCAACUUGGCAAAAAUUGACAUCAGAUGACGUCAAGGAACAGAUGUAUAAGCUUGCCAAGAAGGGUCUCACGCCAUCGCAGAUUGGUGUCAUUCUUCGUGAUUCCUAUGGUGUUGCUCAAGUCCGUUACAUCACAGGCAACAAGAUUCUCAGAAUAUUGAAAGCUAAAGGCCUUGCCCCAUCUCUUCCUGAGGAUUUGUACUGCCUCAUCAAGAAAGCUGUCGCUGUUCGGAAACAUCUUGAGAAGAACCGUAAGGAUAAGGACUCCAAGUUCAGGCUUAUUCUGAUUGAAAGCCGUAUCCACCGUCUUGCUCGCUACUUCAAGACCAAGAGAGUUUUGCCUCCCAACUGGAAAUAUGAAUCAUCCACUGCGUCUGCUCUUGUGGCAUAAACUGUAGCAUGAAUAUCAGUAAUAAAACCAACUGAAAGAA
Molecule: messenger RNA, 620 nt
Organism: Nematostella vectensis (starlet sea anemone)
Lineage: Eukaryota; Metazoa; Cnidaria; Anthozoa; Actiniaria; Edwardsiidae
Product: 40S ribosomal protein S13
Exons: 7
Coding region: 125-580 (151 amino acids)
Biological process (GO): translation
Cellular component (GO): ribosome; cytosolic small ribosomal subunit; nucleolus
Molecular function (GO): small ribosomal subunit rRNA binding; structural constituent of ribosome
Source: RefSeq, a predicted model, not a curated record